This is a messenger RNA of Hevea brasiliensis (rubber tree), 1703 nucleotides long. RefSeq lists its product as uncharacterized. The transcript is spliced from 5 exons. Bases 117 to 1232 code for a protein of 371 amino acids. Lineage: Eukaryota; Viridiplantae; Streptophyta; Magnoliopsida; Malpighiales; Euphorbiaceae. The record is from RefSeq and is a predicted model, not a curated record.
GUAGAAUCGACAAAUAAGAAGGAAAAUAAAAAAUAAAGAAAAACAUGUCUUCUUGAUUGAUUUCUUUGUUCUUGGCAGUUCAUCUUGUUGCGCUGAAGGUUUUCUUGCAAGGAGAAAUGUAUUACGGUUUAAAAUGUUGGCAGUUGGCAGAUCUGCCUUCUCCUCCUGUAUGGACUGCUCUAAAAUGGAUCUCUGACGAUGAUGAUUUUAAGCCUCUGGAAGUCCUGCAUACGAAGAAAUGUGAGGAGUUGGCAGAUAUGCCCCCUGGUUCUUUUGCAGAUUUCGACAGGUUACCGAAGCUCUGGGAUGAUACGGAAAAGGAUAAUGAGAAUUUGCAUUGGGAACUUACCGAAAACGCCGAAACUUGCUUGGAUAGGUUCAAUCUGGCUUUCCUGUCAUUGAGAAAAUAUGAGACGUUGUUUCGUCCGCUUCCUGUAUUUGUAGUUCCAGACCAGUUAUCGAAGCUCCGUCCUUUGCCUUUCCCUACUUUCCUCAAAAGCAAUCCAGAAAAGGAUGAUGAGAAUUUGCCUAUGGAAGUUUCCAAAAAUGGGGUUGACACCAAAACUCGCAUGGAUAGGUUCAAUCUGGCUUUCCUGUCAUUGAGAAAAUAUGGGACGUUGUUUCGUCGGCGUCCUGUAUUUGUAGUUCCAGACCAGUUAUCGAAGCUCCGUCCUUUGCCUUUCCCUACUUUCCUCAAAAGCAAUCCAGAAAAGGAUGAUGAGAAUUUGCCUAUGGAAGUUUCCAAAAAUGGGGUUGACACCAAAACUCGCAUGCGUAGUAUUUUGGCGAACUUUGAACGGAAAAAUUGUGAUGCUGAGGUUGCUUUGAUCAGAAUGGCAUCGAAUACACUACUAAAAGAUAAGAAAAUUGAAGUUCCAGAGUCGCUUCUGGGAAAAAUAGAAAUUGCUGGAGCUUUAACAGGCAAAGACAUUCUUGAACAGAAAAAUGAUGGGAGCAACGUUGGAAUUCAGAUUGUAGUUGGGAAGCAGGAUCACGAGCCAUCCCCUCCAGAGUCUACUGGCAACUCUAAGUUCCAAAACGGAAGCGCCCAUUUGCUGUUAAUUGUAUCAACUGUGUUAGCAGCAGUGACCCUUCUCGGAGCAUUUCAGCCACCAGGAGCAUAUCAGCCACCAAGCUUUCCUCGAGUCAAAGACCUAAGCAAUAAUCCCAGCAGAAUGAUGCGUUUGUUCCUGUUCUUUAACUCCAUCGUCUUUUCACCUCAAUGGCCUUGAUCACAUUCCUUUUGCACAAUCUUCCAAUCCUUCCAUGGCUACUAAUCUCAGUAUCUUCUACAAUUGGGGCUUACAUGUGUGCGAUUAUAGCCAACUCUCCUCCUGACGUUGUGCCAGUACUCUUGAUUGGAACUUCCAUCUUUCUAGCUGCUUUCUUGCAUUGCGUGGCUCCGCAGCGCAAGUCAUUUAAUAAUCUCCAGUGGGUUUGCUCCAGAAUCCACAUAACAUAGAAAUCCAUUGCCAUAUCUGCACAAGCUGCAUGUGCAUGCUAAUAAACGUUAAUUAAAAGAAAUAAAACAAGAGUGACUCUAAGUCAGAGCAGUGUGUUUUGGCUUGUUCACUGUUGUUGGUAAGCUUGUCAUGCUUUUCAAUUUUAUUAUGUUUUCUGUUUAUUUCCAUGUAAAACUCAUAAUGCCCAUAUGCCAUGGGUAAUUAUCAAUAAAUAAUGGAACUGCUGCUGUUUUCAGACAA